CUUCUGGUUUUUUAAUCUGCGGAUCUCAUCUCUAUUUUUGUUUUCUUGUUUGUGAUUUGUUUUUUUUUUUUUUCGAUUUUUCUCUCGAUCUCUCGUCUCCUAUUUGUGUUUAUGUUAUGAUUUCAGUUUAUUUUGGUUUUCUAAUCUGCGGAUCUCAUCUCUAUUUUUGUUUUCUUGUUUGUGAUUUGUUUUUUUUUUCGAUUUUUCUCUCGAUCUCUCGUCUCCUAUUUGUGUUUAUGUUAUGAUUUCAGUCUAUUUUGGUUUUCUAAUCUGCGGAUCUCAUCUCUAUUUUUGUUUUCUUGUUUGUGAUUUGUUUUUUUUUUUCGAUUUUUCUCUCGAUCUCUCGUCUCCUAUUUGUGUUUAUGUUAUGAUUUCUGUUUAUCUUGAUUUUCUAAUCUGCGAAUCUCAUCCCUAUUUUUUAUGAUCUAAUUUUGUGUUUUUUCUCCUAGAUGACAAGUGAAAGUGAAUACGUCUUGGUAGACGUGCUCGGAUUAGGUGCUGCCGAGAAGUCACCUACUGGGAGCUCCCCUCCCAGUGGUAACAGCACAUCAUCUUCCGAGAAUGAAAAAAAACAGAGAGCGUGGAUUCCAUCUUGAAUCUCCCAAAAAAGAAGAACAUGACAAAGAAAGUUGGAAGGAUACAUUUGAUCUGUCGGGCAUUGAGGAGCCCCACAUGGCUGAGCUGCUGAAGGAUCCAUCAUUGGGGGAAUUACUGACCUCAAGCAAUUUGUAUCUGCUGCUAAUUAAAGGUGAUAUUGAUGAUGUUGAUAAGGCAUUCAUUACUCAGACUAAGGAGCUGCUGCACUACGUAAUUCCAUUCCUUGCGGUUAACCAGCAGGAUUGCCCUCCAAUUUUGGAGGAAAUUUUCGAUGUUUGCAAGAUUGCUCGUCCGUGCAUCCUACUCCUCAGAGGAUCUCGAUUUGUCAGCCAUUAUUUCUGUUUGAUUACUCCAACUCAACUUUCGUUAGCUGUGUCCCCUCAUAUCGAGGCUGACACUCGGGAUUUAAGUCCUUGAGCAUUGUUAGGAAAGUUGGAUCUCUGCUUGACACUCAGGAUUUAAUGCCUUGAGCAUUGUUGUUUUUUUUAGUGUCUUGUUAGGAAAAUUGGAUCUCUGCUUGACACUCAGGAUUUAAUGCCUUGAGCAUUGUUGUUUUUUUUAGUCUUGUUAGGAAAGUUGGAUCUCUGCUUGACACUCAGGAUUUAAUCCUAAUUCUCAAUCAAACUCUUGGGUAGCCUUUUUGCUUAUAUCUACUUUUUAGUGUUAGCCCACAUCUUUAUUCCAAAUCAAUUCAUUCUUUAUAGUGAAAUAGUGAUGGGCCAAAAGUUUUGAAUCCU
Messenger RNA from Arachis ipaensis, 1334 nucleotides. NCBI's taxonomy places the organism in Eukaryota, Viridiplantae, Streptophyta, Magnoliopsida, Fabales, Fabaceae. The record is from RefSeq and is a predicted model, not a curated record.